Puma concolor (puma) is the source of this 1041-nucleotide messenger RNA. It is a transcript of the gene CDK2, whose product is annotated as cyclin dependent kinase 2. Lineage: Eukaryota; Metazoa; Chordata; Mammalia; Carnivora; Felidae. The record is from RefSeq and is a predicted model, not a curated record. Gene Ontology annotation, molecular function: cyclin binding; ATP binding; cyclin-dependent protein serine/threonine kinase activity. Gene Ontology annotation, cellular component: nucleus; cyclin-dependent protein kinase holoenzyme complex; cytoplasm. Gene Ontology annotation, biological process: regulation of gene expression; G1/S transition of mitotic cell cycle; protein phosphorylation.
AUGGAGAACUUCCAAAAAGUGGAAAAGAUCGGAGAGGGCACGUACGGAGUUGUGUACAAAGCCAAAAACAAGGUGACGGGAGAAGUGGUGGCGCUUAAAAAAAUCCGCCUGGACACUGAGACAGAGGGUGUACCCAGUACUGCUAUACGAGAGAUUUCUCUGCUUAAGGAGCUUAACCACCCUAACAUUGUCAAGCUGCUGGAUGUCAUCCACACAGAAAACAAACUCUACCUAGUUUUUGAGUUUCUGCACCAGGAUCUGAAGAAAUUCAUGGAUGCCUCUGCUUUGACUGGCAUUCCUCUUCCCCUCAUCAAGAGCUAUCUGUUCCAGCUGCUCCAGGGCCUAGCCUUCUGCCAUUCUCAUCGGGUUCUGCACCGAGACCUCAAACCUCAGAAUCUGCUUAUCAACGCAGAGGGGGCCAUCAAGCUAGCAGACUUUGGACUAGCCAGAGCCUUUGGAGUACCUGUUCGUACCUACACCCAUGAGGUGGUGACCCUGUGGUACCGAGCACCUGAAAUCCUUCUGGGCUGCAAGUACUACUCCACAGCUGUAGAUAUCUGGAGCCUGGGCUGCAUCUUUGCUGAGAUGCACCUAGUGUGUACCCAGCACCAUGCUAGGUGCUGUGGGGAACACAGAAGAAAUGGAAGACACAGUCUCUGCCCGCUGUGCUCCUAUCUAGAAGUGGCUGCAUCACAAGGAGGGGGGAUGACCGCAGUGUCUACCCCACACCCCGUGACCCGCCGAGCCCUAUUUCCUGGAGAUUCCGAAAUCGACCAACUCUUCCGGAUCUUCCGGACUCUGGGGACCCCAGAUGAAGUGGUUUGGCCAGGAGUUACUUCUAUGCCUGAUUAUAAGCCGAGUUUCCCCAAGUGGGCCCGGCAAGAUUUUAGCAAAGUUGUUCCUCCCUUGGAUGAAGAUGGACGGAGCUUGCUGUCGCAAAUGCUGCACUACGACCCCAACAAGCGGAUUUCGGCAAAGGCAGCUCUGGCUCACCCUUUCUUCCAGGAUGUGACCAAGCCAGUGCCCCACCUUCGACUCUGA